Molecule: messenger RNA, 461 nt
Organism: Prunus mume (Japanese apricot)
Lineage: Eukaryota; Viridiplantae; Streptophyta; Magnoliopsida; Rosales; Rosaceae
Source: RefSeq, a predicted model, not a curated record
GUAGGAAAUUUUAUCCAGCUAAUUGCAACAUUCGUGGGAGGCUUUGUUAUAGCAUUUGUUAAGGGAUGGCUUCUCACCUUUGUCAUGCUAUCUUCUAUCCCCCUUUUUGUCCUCUCUGUUGCCUUCAUGGGCAUCCUUAUAUCAAAGAUGGCAUCCCGUGGACAAACUGCUUAUUCAGUGGCAGCAACUGUGGUAGAGCAGACAGUUGGUUCAAUCAGAACAGUUGCAUCGUUUACAGGAGAAAAGCAAGCUAUAGCUCAUUACAACAACUCCUUAAUUAAAGCUUACGACUCUGGUGUGCAAGCGGGUUUGGCAUCUGGGUUUGGAAUGGGUUCGGUUAUGUUGAUUAUGAUGUGUAGUUAUGCUCUGGCUAUAUGGUUUGGAGGAAAGAUGAUACUUGAAAAAGGAUAUACAGGAGGGGAAGUCAUUAAUGUAAUUUUCUCUGUGUUGACUGGCUCCAU